UGCAAAAUUUUCAAAAGUCAUUAAUCAGCUGUGAUUACGUGAACUGGAUUUUAUUUUUAGCGAGUGCAAAAUAUUGCCAAAAUCCUUAAAUUGUUUAAAAGGGGAUAAUGUUCCGUCACCCGUGUUCUCUGUGUACAAUUGCCCGUCGGGCAUAUACCCAGGCAGCAGGAGUGAAAACCCCACAAAGCUCCAGUAGCAGUGCCAGUGUCAAUGCUAAUGUGCCUGGCUUGAGCAGCAAAAUUGUAAAGCCAUCAUCUACACCAUUGGGUCCCGGCGCUUCUCACACUAGCGAAUAUAAGGUGCCAGAGUACUAUUCUUUCAACCGUUUUAGUUAUGCCGAAGCUGAAGUAGAAAUUGCAAAGUACCGUCUGCCACAACCCUCGGCAAACAAAAAGUAAAAUGUGUGGCCGUUGUGGGAAUUACGGAAAAAAUUGCGAAAAUAAAGUCUUAAUUAUUUAAAAUUAAA
This is a messenger RNA of Rhagoletis pomonella (apple maggot), 466 nucleotides long. RefSeq lists its product as uncharacterized. The coding region runs from base 108 to 398 and encodes 96 amino acids. The transcript has a single exon. The record is from RefSeq and is a predicted model, not a curated record. NCBI's taxonomy places the organism in Eukaryota, Metazoa, Arthropoda, Insecta, Diptera, Tephritidae. Gene Ontology annotation, cellular component: mitochondrion.